Molecule: messenger RNA, 2489 nt
Organism: Amphibalanus amphitrite
Lineage: Eukaryota; Metazoa; Arthropoda; Thecostraca; Balanomorpha; Balanidae
Product: E3 SUMO-protein ligase EGR2-like
Exons: 3
Coding region: 172-1989 (605 amino acids)
Biological process (GO): regulation of transcription by RNA polymerase II
Molecular function (GO): DNA-binding transcription factor activity, RNA polymerase II-specific; RNA polymerase II cis-regulatory region sequence-specific DNA binding
Source: RefSeq, a predicted model, not a curated record
AAGCCCGGCCGACGGCGCGCUAUGACCCCGCGCACGUGGUGCCGCGUCGGCCGCCGCUGAGCGCCCGAGGCCGCGGACUCACAGGUGGCCGGUGAGGGUCCCGUCCCCGAGCGGCGCCACACCCGGUCUGCUCAUUCCGGCCGUGCCCGCGGCUGGCAUGCUGCGGACACCAUGGUUGUCUGUGUCGGUCAGUGCGUGAUGGACCCGACACUUCCACUGUUGGAAUCUAGCAGCAGCAGCAGCAACGGCAGCCACACGGGCGGCGGCGGUGACCGGACAGCUUCGGCCGCUCCGCCGACGGGUCCAGGUGCGCUCGCCAGCCCGCCCAAGAUGAUGCUGGACGCCGUGGAGGUGGCCGCCACGCCUAGCCUGGCCGACGUGCACCUCGAUUGGGAGCAGCUGUGCAGAGGCCGGCUGUCACCGCCCACCAGCCCCUGGCACCUCGACGACGCGCCGACGACGCCCAGCCCCGGCUACCUGGACACGCCCUCUACCAGCGUCGACGUCGGCGACGACUUCUUCAGCUUCCCCACGGUGACGACAGUUGGAGACGAUCUGCGGAGCAGCGCUGAGGGCGAGUCCACCUCCAGCAGCGCCGCACCGACCAGCGCCGCCGCCGGCGCCGUCCCUGCCCUGCCGGCCAGUCGCGCCGGCCCCCAGCCCACCAACCCCAACAGCCUGAGCAGCGCGGCGGCGCCGCCGUCGCCGUCCGCCGAGCAGCCGGCCGUGCUGGGCAUGUUUCCGUCCCAGCAGCCGACCGAGCAGGAGCAGGAGAGCGGCGAGCAGGCGGCGCGCCCGCCGCAGCAGGCCGAGCCGGCCGUGACCACCACACUGGCCGCCUGGUUCCCGUCCUUCUUCUCCGCCUACGGUCAGCCGCCGGCCCAGCAGGAGACAUUCCAGCCACCCCCGCAGCAGCAGCAGCAGCAGCAGCUUCAGCAACCACACCUCCAGCAGCCGCAUCAACACCACCAGCAUCCGCAUCAACACCAGCAGCACCAUCACCAGCUCCAGCCGCAGCCGCCGUUCGGGCGCGACCCGGGCCUGUGCCAGCCGCCGGGUCUGCUGUUCGACCCGAGCGGCGUGUACAGCCGGCCGCCGCCGGCGUACCCGGCCAGCGCGGCGCCGGCGGCCGGCCUGCUCCGCUGGCAGCCGCCCGUCCUGCCGUCCGUCCUCCAGUUCGACCCGACGCUGGUCGCGGCCGGGCCCUCAGCGAUGCCUCCGACCGUAUCAACUUCCUCAGCGCUAACCGCGCCCGUAGUGGGUCCGUCAGGUCUGAGCUCGCCCGUCACCGGCCCGUCAGGUCUGACCUCGCCCGUUACGGGUCCGUCAGGUAUGACGUCACCCGUUGCUGGUGUCUCAAGUCUAACCUCCGCUGUAGCGGGCCCCUCCGGUCUGACCUCGCCUGUGGCAGGUCCCUCCGGCCUGACCUCGCCCGUAGCGGGUCCCUCAGGCCUGAGCUCGCCCGUUGCUGGCCCCUCCGGCCUGGCGCCGUCGUCAUCAGCGGCGACAGGGUCAUCCCUACCGCUGCGGCCGGUGCGGCCUCGCCGGGGCUCGCCGCGACCCAGCCGGACACCGCUGGAAGAACGACCCUACCCGUGUCCGGACAAGUCGUGUCGCAGUCGGUUCUCUCGCUCGGACGAGCUGACGCGACACAUUCGCAUCCACACGGGUCAGAAGCCGUUCCAGUGCAGCAUCUGCCUGCGCUCGUUCUCGCGCUCGGACCAUCUGACCACACACAUCCGCACUCACACCGGGGAGAAGCCCUUCCAGUGCGAGGUCUGCAACAAGAAGUUCGCCCGCUCCGACGAGAAGAAGCGGCACGCCCGCGUUCACGUACGCCGGCCGCGGCGGGCGGGCCGGGGUCCUGGGGGUCCCGGCGGCGACCCGGGCACCAGUUCGGGGCCGGGACCGGGCGGUCGGCCCGGCCGGGGCGCCGGCCGCGCCUCUGCCACACAGACCCGAGGCGCCGGCUCGGCAGGCAGCGGCUAGUCGGCGGCCAAAUUUCGGGUGUCUGGCUCGGUGGGCCACCACUGUGUGAUAUGGGCCGGCCGGCGAGGCGGCCGGCGGCGGCGCGGCGCUGACGCCCGCCGGCCGGCCAGUACAAAGAGUCGCCGCCGUGAAAACCAGUGCCAAGUCAUCCAGCAUCCAGGCUGCUCAGCCAGCUUCACGCUCAUGCCAUUGCACUCGCAACGAACGUAGGCAAUCUUUUAUAGGCGCCGUCGUCGCAGCGGGUGGGGACGGCGCGGUUGUUCGAUGUACCGGGAGUGUAGACGCCCGCGGCGGCGCUGCGACUGCCAUUAACUACAUGUACCUGCAGCGGAGGACCGGCGCCCAGCGCCGCAAAGGAGACCGCUUCAGCCAAUCAAUCGCUCAUACGAUUGAAUAAUCAUGUCAUGCAUGCAUCGCUGUUACCUAUAACACAUCGUCGUGCAUCUUGUUACUAUUCUUAUAUAAGAGUUUUUACUUUAAUAAACGUGGCUGGAAUGGGA